Ipomoea triloba (trilobed morning glory) is the source of this 3080-nucleotide messenger RNA. Its product is annotated as probable copper-transporting ATPase HMA5. NCBI's taxonomy places the organism in Eukaryota, Viridiplantae, Streptophyta, Magnoliopsida, Solanales, Convolvulaceae. The transcript has 6 exons. Gene Ontology annotation, molecular function: copper ion binding; ATP hydrolysis activity; ATP binding. Gene Ontology annotation, cellular component: membrane. Gene Ontology annotation, biological process: monoatomic cation transport. The record is from RefSeq and is a predicted model, not a curated record. The coding region runs from base 52 to 2940 and encodes 962 amino acids.
CGAAACGAGAGCAGCCACGGCGACCUGUCGCCGCGGCCGCACUACCCGUCGAUGCCCAAGUACCCAAAAGGGGUAUCGGUAUCGUCGGAUCAAGAGAGGAAUAUGCAAGGAACGGAAGCCAAGGCUCUGUUCUGCGUCACCGGCAUGACUUGCUCUGCAUGCGCCGGAUCGGUGGAGAAGGCUGUUAAGAGGCUCCCUGGAAUCAAGGAGGCGGUGGUCGACGUCUUGAAUAACAAGGCUCAGGUCUUGUUCUAUCCCAGCUUUGUCAAUGAAGAAACAAUACGUGAGACUAUAGAAGAUGCUGGAUUUCAGGCUAUGUUAAUAGAGGAAGAAACAAAGGAGAAAGCCACCCAAGUCUGUAGGGUUGCAAUAAAGGGAAUGACUUGUACUUCUUGCUCCACAACUGUUGAAUCUGCUUUGCAGGCUAUCCCUGGUGUACAAAAAGCACAAGUUGCAUUAGCGACUGAGGAAGCUGAAGUCCACUAUGAUCCAAAGCUUUUGAGCCACAAUCAGAUCUUGGAAGCUAUAGAAGAUACAGGAUUUGAAUCGAUUCUCAUUAGCACGGGAGAGUUCAAGAGCAAGGUAAUGCUGCAAGUAGACGGUGUACGCACUGAGAAUUCCAUGAGGCUGAUUGCAAAUUCACUUGAGGCUCUCCCAGGUGUUCAAGAUAUAGACAUUGAUCCACAGCUCAAUAAGGUUUCCCUUUCUUACAAAUCAGGUGUAACAGGACCUCGGAAUUUUAUUUCAGUAAUUGAGUCGACUGGGUCAGGGCGUUUCAAAGCAAAGAUAUUCCCUGAAGGAGGGAUUAAAGAAUCCCACAGAAAGGAGGAGAUCAGUCAAUAUCGCAGGUCAUUUCUCUGGAGCCUCAUUUUCACAAUUCCUGUUUUCCUUACCUCAAUGGUCUUCAUGUAUAUUCCUGGUAUUAAGGAUUGGCUGGAUACCAAGGUUGUUAACAUGCUCACAGUUGGAGAACUUUUGAGGUGGAUAUUAUCUACCCCUGUGCAGUUCAUUAUUGGUCGACGUUUCUACAUAGGUUCUUAUGCUGCACUUCGGCAUGGAUCUGCAAAUAUGGAUGUUUUAAUUGCAUUGGGAACAAAUGCAGCCUACUUUUAUUCAGUCUAUUCAGUCUUGAGAGCUGCCACUUCUACAGAUUUCAAGUCUUCUGAUUUUUUCGAGACCAGUUCGAUGCUCAUUUCAUUCAUUCUGCUUGGGAAAUAUCUUGAAGUUCUGGCUAAAGGGAAAACAUCUGAGGCUAUUGCCAAGCUCAUGGACUUGGCUCCUGAUGCAGCAACUUUAUUAACACUCGAUGAUGAAGGAAACGUGGUGAACGAGGAAGAAAUUGAUAGUCGAUUGAUACAAAAGAAUGAUGUGAUUAAAAUCCUUCCUGGUGCAAAAGUAGCCUGUGAUGGUUUUGUCAUCUGGGGACAAAGCCACGUGAAUGAGAGCAUGAUAACUGGAGAAUCGAGGCCAGUGGCUAAAAGGAAGGGAGAAAUGGUGAUUGGAGGAACUGUUAAUGAGAAUGGAGUGUUGCAUAUUAGAGCAACAGCGGUUGGAUCGGAGAGUGCUCUUUCCAAUAUUGUUAGACUAGUUGAAUCAGCCCAAAUGGCUAAAGCUCCUGUCCAAAAAUUUGCAGAUCGUAUUUCCAAAUACUUCGUACCUCUGGUUAUUACUCUCUCGAUUUGCACUUGGCUUGCCUGGUUUUUAGCUGGAAAGUUCAAUCGUUACCCCAGAUCUUGGAUUCCAUCUUCUAUGGAUAGCUUUCAGCUAGCCCUUCAAUUUGGUAUUUCUGUUAUGGUUAUAGCCUGCCCAUGUGCCCUUGGCCUUGCAACUCCAACUGCUGUUAUGGUUGGCACUGGAGUUGGUGCUUCUCAAGGUGUCCUUAUUAAAGGUGGUCAUGCAUUAGAAAGUACACAGAAGGUAAACUGUAUAGUCUUCGACAAAACUGGGACUCUCACAGUUGGCAAGCCAGUAGUUGUAAAUACGAGGCUCUUGAAAACAAUGGUGCUAAGAGAUUUCUAUGAAUUGGUUGCUGCAACUGAGGUAAAUAGCGAACACCCCUUGGCCAAAGCGAUUGUUGAGUAUGCUAAAAAGUUUAAGGAAGAUGAAGAGAAUCUUGUAUGGCCUGAAGCCUCGGAGUUUGAGUCCAUAACUGGUCACGGAGUGAAGGCUAUUGUCCGAAAUAAGGAAGUCAUUGUAGGCAACAAGAGCCUCAUGUUGGAUCAAGGCAUUGCAAUUCCAAUUGAUGCUGAAGAAUUGUUAACGAAAACUGAAGAGUUGGCUCAAACAGGGAUUCUUGUAUCUAUUGAUAGGGAGCUUGCUGGAGUUCUUGCAAUAUCAGAUCCUUUGAAGCCUGAAGCACCCCAAGUCAUUUCCAUUCUCAAAUCUAUGAAUGUGCAGAGUAUGCUAGUAACGGGCGACAACUGGGGAACAGCCAAUGCCAUUGCUAAGGAAGUUGGAAUUAGCUAUGGUGUUAUUGCAGAAGCCAAACCUGAAGAUAAAGCCAAUAAAGUGAAGGAGCUGCAGGCUUCAGGAAAAGUAGUAGCAAUGGUUGGAGAUGGAAUCAACGACUCUCCGGCUCUUGUAGCAGCUGAUGUUGGAAUGGCAAUUGGCGCGGGGACUGAUAUAGCCAUAGAGGCAGCUGACAUUGUGAUCAUGAGAAACAACCUGGAAGAUGUAAUUACUGCUAUACAUCUUUCCAGGAAGACCUUCUCCCGCAUCCGAUUGAACUACUUUUGGGCUUUGGGUUACAAUCUGCUUGGAAUUCCCAUUGCUGCUGGGGCACUCUUCCCAUCCACCCGAUUCCGCCUCCCACCUUGGAUUGCCGGAGCAGCAAUGGCUGCCUCUUCAGUGAGUGUUGUUUGCAGUUCUCUUCUGUUGAAGAAUUAUAGGAGACCCAAGAAGUUAGAUAGUCUAGAGAUUGGUGGAAUAACAAUUGAGUGAUUGUUGGUAAAUCUAUGAACUACUCCUACUAAGUUCUUAUUUUCACUCUUUUCGUUCCGUUGCAAUCAGAACAAGCUGUUAGUAAUCCUUGUUCUAGCCUAGGAAAUGUAUAUUGCCCUUGUAAAUAAAUAACUUGUACA